AUGUAAGUCUGGAACAAGAGACGAACCACUUCCUUGCAAGCUCUCCGAGUCAUACGCAGCGAGUUCAGACCGGCUCCUCCGAAGUAUUUCCCCGUCGAUAUCCUGAAAUCACCCGAAAAAAACCUUCACCAUGAAGCUCCUUUUGGUUCUACUGGCGGCGACAGUUGCCCUAGCGAACAGCGCAGCAGUGCAGAAGAGUGACAUUUCCAACUUGUACCAGUUCGGCAACCUCAUUUCGUGCUAUGGGGGUGCGGGUUUCUUCGAUGGGUUGGACUACAACGGCUAUGGUUGUUACUGCGGCUACGGAGGCAAAGGAACACCGUUGGAUGACACCGACAGAUGCUGUCUAGUACACGAUAACUGUUACGGCAGAUCUACCGCGGAGGCCGACUGCGGUUCUUGGGACCCCUACGUCAUAGUUUACGACUAUACAGAAACCACUGUUCAAGCUGGAAACUGUGUCAUCGAAUGCAAAAAAGCGGCAGACUAUUCUUGGUAUUCUACCGAUCCCGAAUGCAGAGAGUUCAUUUGCGAAUGUGACCGCGCGGCGGCGCAGUGCUUCGCUGAAAAGCGCCCAACGUACAACCAAGCUUACGAGUCCUAUGACAAAGAUAGUUGCUAAAUGGGUACGGCACAUAUUUCCGACACAGUCGACUCGAAGUGACCUAAACAUUACAAAGUUGGAGAUAUCUUCUGAGUGGCUUGAUCCAAAUUGGUAAUUCAAACUUAAUUAACGGAAAAAAAGUUGUUCUAAAAAAAAAUGUUCCAGACAGCACGCUCUAUUAAAUGUUUCGCCCUAUAUUGAUGAUUCGGGUAAAUACUGAUUUAAAAAAUUGAUCAAUAUUAGUAAACAGAACAGUUGCAUCUUCAUUUUCUUUAAAGGUAAAGCACGCGUCUAGUGAGCACGCAUUUUCAUGGUAUGAAAACUAUGUUGUAUUUGCAGCACACUCGUAUGCGUCAUCAAAGAUGCCUGCCAUAUCAUUAAUCCUUCAUUUGGAGAAGAUUUUCAGUCAAAACAAAAGUAGGAUUCUACUACAUUGAUGCUCAUGCUUUUUUGUGUGAAUGAUUAUACCGAAUAAAUUGCUUGUAAAAUUCAGGUUAUAAUUUCACGGAUUUAUUAAAGAGUAACUUUUAAAUUAUCAUAUACUAUUGUUAAGGAAAAUAAAGGAGUAGCCAUAUAGUAGCCGCAAAAUAUA
Messenger RNA from Patiria miniata (bat star), 1196 nucleotides. Its product is annotated as phospholipase A2 AP-PLA2-I-like. Gene Ontology annotation, biological process: lipid catabolic process; arachidonate secretion; phospholipid metabolic process. Lineage: Eukaryota; Metazoa; Echinodermata; Asteroidea; Valvatida; Asterinidae. The record is from RefSeq and is a predicted model, not a curated record. The coding region runs from base 131 to 622 and encodes 163 amino acids. Gene Ontology annotation, molecular function: calcium ion binding; phospholipid binding. The transcript is spliced from 4 exons.